AUGUCUCGCCGAAUCGAUCGCUUGCCGGCACCGUCGGAAGUUCGACAGAUGAAAGUCAUCGUCGCCAGUCCCAGUCGGUCAGGUACUCUUGGUCUCUAUCAGGCCAUGAAGAUUCUGGGUUACAACUCGUACCACAUCUACGAAUGCGCCGCUGUGAGAGGCGUAACCCAUAUGCAGCUUUUCAAGGAAGCUAUUAUUGCUCAGUAUAACCGAAUGGCUGGAGUUAAACGGUACACCAGGACCGAUUUCGAUAAGUGGUUGUGUGACUACGAUUGUGUGGUGGAGAUCCCGAGCUACAUGGGCAUGGACAUGAUCGAGGCGUACGCGGAGGACCCGGAUGUGAAAUUCAUCCUCACUGAGCGGCCUCCAAAGAAAUGGGCAAAGUCUGUCAACAACACGGCAGCUGAAGUGGCGACAAUGUCUAGCAAAUUCCCCUUCUCCAUCCUCAAAUACUUCGACACCACGCUUUUUGAGUUCCUGGAUCUCAACCAAGUCAUUUAUCAGGGGCUCGCUUGCGGCACGAAGCCUGACGGCCCGGACAAUGAGGAUAUCUUGGCCAGGUAUUACGCUGAAUAUAUCAAAAUGGCCAAGGCAACAAUACCUGCGGAUCGCCUACGCCUCAUUCAGCUUGAGGAUGGGCUCGGCUGGGAGGAUAUCUGCCCGUUUCUUGGAGUGCCAAUUCCCAGCGUCGAGUACCCCGGCCGAAACGAACCCGAGAAGUUCCAAGGCAUGGUCGAGGCGUUCAUAACACCGCUUCUUACGGCCGCGGUAGUGAGACUUAGUCUCGUGGCUGUGCCAACCGUUGCAGUUCUUGGCUGGAUGGCCGUGAAAUAUGUUUAG
Penicillium riverlandense is the source of this 840-nucleotide messenger RNA. RefSeq names its product sulfotransferase family protein. The coding region runs from base 1 to 840 and encodes 279 amino acids. Lineage: Eukaryota; Fungi; Ascomycota; Eurotiomycetes; Eurotiales; Aspergillaceae. The record is from RefSeq and is a predicted model, not a curated record. The transcript is spliced from 4 exons.